CUCUAUUUGUGUUCUUGUUAAUCUUGUUCUGUGUCACUUACUACCGGAGAUUAUUAAUUUUUGUAUUCCUCCUGUCACAAUUUUGUAUUUUGGAAAAAACAUUUUCAUUAUGUAUCGACAGCUUGCAAAAAUACGGAACUCUUUAGCAGUACAUCUAAAUGGUAGAAAAUAUUUGGUUUCAUUCAAUACUUCUAAUACUAGCCGUAAAUAUAGCACAGCAGAUGAUAGAUUUAGAAUUAAGGAUACAUUCGAAGGAAGACCUUUAUAUUUAGAUGCACAGGCUACUACUCCACUGGAUCCCAGAGUUUUAGAUGCUAUGUUGCCUUAUUUGACGAAUUAUUAUGGUAAUCCGCAUUCCAGAACUCAUGCAUAUGGAUGGGAGACUGAAGCUGCAGUUGAAAAGGCUAGAGAACAUGUUGCCAAUCUAAUUGGAGCUGAUCCCAGAGAGAUUAUUUUCACAUCAGGUGCCACAGAAAGCAAUAAUAUUGCUGUGAAAGGUGUAGCUAGAUUUUAUGGUGUUAAAAAGAAACAUAUUAUCACCACACAAACAGAACAUAAAUGUGUACUAGACUCUUGUAGAGCUUUGGAAGCAGAAGGAUUUAAAAUAACAUACCUUCCAGUACAAGCUAAUGGUAUCAUUUCAUUGGAGGAAUUGAAAUCAUCCAUUACACCUGAUACAUCUCUUGUAUCCAUAAUGACUGUUAAUAAUGAAAUAGGUGUGAUACAACCAGUUGCUGAAAUAGGAGCUGCUUGCAAAGAGAGGGGAGUAUUUUUUCACACAGAUGCAGCACAGGCAGUAGGAAAGAUUCCUGUAGAUGUUAAUUCAAUGAAAAUUGAUCUUAUGUCAAUAAGUGGUCAUAAGAUCUAUGGUCCAAAAGGCAUCGGCGCCAUCUACAUUCGCCGGCGUCCGCGCGUGCGCGUCGAGCCAUUGCAGAGCGGCGGCGGACAGGAACGCGGCAUCAGGAGCGGCACCGUGCCGGCCCCCGCCGCCGUCGGAUUGGGCGAGGCGUGCCGGCUGGCCCAAGCCGAGAUGGCGUACGACGCGGCGCACGUGCAGCGGCUGAGCCGGCGGCUAGUGGACAGGAUAGCCGGCCGGCUGAGCCACGUGAUCAGGAACGGGGACGAGGUGGCGACGUAUCCGGGGUGCGUCAAUCUGUCGUUCGCUUAUGUGGAAGGCGAAUCCCUGCUCAUGGCGCUCAAGGACAUCGCCCUGUCGAGCGGCUCCGCGUGUACAUCGGCCUCCCUCGAGCCCUCCUACGUGCUCCGAGCCAUCGGCACCGAUGAGGACCUCGCGCACAGCUCGAUCCGCUUCGGCCUCGGCCGCUUCACCACCGACGAGGAGGUGGACUACACAGCCGACAAAUGCAUCUAUCACGUGACGAGGCUGCGCGAGAUGAGCCCGCUGUGGGAGAUGGUGCAGGAGGGGGUCGACAUCAAGACGAUUCAGUGGUCGCAGCACUGAAUGCCCAUGC
This is a messenger RNA of Phaedon cochleariae (mustard beetle), 1472 nucleotides long. NCBI's taxonomy places the organism in Eukaryota, Metazoa, Arthropoda, Insecta, Coleoptera, Chrysomelidae. The record is from the annotation of a GenBank genome assembly.